GGAGCUGGCGCCAGGGAGGCCGGAGGAUGCCGAGGGGCCGGAGCCCGGCAGGCCUGAGGCCGAGGAGCGCGCUGCCCCCUGCUCCUACUGCUUGAGCCACACCAACCGCCUGACGCGCUGUCCCUGGGCCCGCCACCCUCAGAGCUCCCGCUGGUGCUGUCCCCUUCUGAGCCUGCGCCCCUCUCCUCGCGGUGCUGCGUGCGGCCGCCGCCGCCUCUACCCAGAACCCGAGCCUCCGCCGCGGCCCAUGGAGGUGGCACCGGAGCAACCGCGCUGGAUGGCGCACCCAGCAGUGCUGAAUGCGCAGCACCCCGACUCGCACCACCCGGGCCUGGCGCACAACUAUAUGGAGCCCGCGCAGCUACUGCCUCCGGACGAGGUCGACGUCUUUUUCAACCAUCUUGACUCGCAGGGCAAUCCCUACUACGCCAACCCGGCCCACGCGCGGGCUCGCGUCUCCUAUAGUCCUGCACACGCCCGCCUGACGGGAGGCCAGAUGUGCCGUCCACACUUGUUACACAGCCCGGGGUUACCGUGGCUGGAUGGGGGUAAAGCAGCCCUCUCCGCAGCUGCAGCACACCACCACAACCCCUGGACCGUGAGCCCCUUCUCCAAGACGCCGCUGCACCCCUCAGCUGCUGGAGGCCCCGGAGGCCCCCUUUCGGUGUACCCAGGGGCUGGGGGCGGGAGCGGGGGUGGCAGUGGGGGCUCUGUGGCCUCCCUCACCCCCACUGCAGCCCACUCUGGCUCCCACCUUUUCGGUUUCCCACCCACGCCGCCGAAGGAAGUGUCUCCUGACCCUAGCACUACCGGGGCUGCCUCUCCAGCCUCCUCUUCCGCAGGGGGUAGUGCUCCCCGGGGGGAGGACAAGGAUGGCGUCAAGUACCAGGUGUCGCUGGCAGAGAGCAUGAAGCUGGAAAGCGGCAGUCCCCUGCGCCCAGGCCUGGCUGCCAUGGGCACCCAGCCUGCCACACAUCACCCCAUCCCCACCUAUCCUUCCUAUGUGCCCGCUGCUGCCCACGACUACAGCAGUGGACUCUUCCACCCAGGAGGCUUCCUGGGUGGCCCUGCCUCCAGCUUCACCCCUAAGCAGCGCACCAAGGCACGCUCCUGCUCAGAAGGCCGGGAGUGUGUCAACUGUGGGGCUACAGCCACCCCUCUCUGGCGGCGAGAUGGCACUGGCCACUACCUGUGCAAUGCCUGCGGGCUCUACCACAAGAUGAAUGGGCAGAACAGGCCGCUCAUCAAGCCCAAGCGGAGACUGUCUGCUGCCAGGAGAGCAGGCACCUGUUGUGCAAAUUGUCAGACAACCACCACCACCUUAUGGCGCCGAAACGCCAAUGGAGACCCUGUCUGCAACGCCUGUGGCCUUUACUACAAGCUGCACAAUGUGAACAGGCCGCUGACCAUGAAGAAGGAAGGGAUCCAAACUCGGAACCGGAAGAUGUCUAACAAAUCCAAGAAGAACAAAAAGGGGACAGAAUGCUUCGAGGAGCUGUCCAAGUGUAUGCAGGAGAAGGCCUCACCCUUUAGCGCUGCUGCCCUGGCUGGACACAUGGCACCUGUAAGCCACCUCCCACCCUUCAGCCACUCCGGACACAUCUUGCCUACCCCAACACCCAUCCACCCCUCCUCCAGCCUCUCCUUUGGCCAUCCCCAUCCAUCCAGCAUGGUGACCGCCAUGGGCUAAGGACAGCCGCACACGAAGGGACAGAUGGAUUCAGAGGAGGGCAGCCUGCAGCUCGAGGCUGGGUGCUCCCAGGACAAGUGGACCAAAACUUUAGUGGUCCACUCCUCAAAGACUGAUUCCUCUCCUACCAGCCCUGCCUGAGCCUAUGCUGCCUCACCUGUGGGCACUCUGCUCAGCAGUCACCAGUCACUAAAGAUUCUCACUGGGGCUGAGAGGUGGCUUCAACCCAGCUGCUACUCAGAUGGGGUUUCUAUCACCGGCAAUUGUUUGGAGAACAGAAAGGACAACUUUAUGAAGAGAGAAGGAGAGGACAGGGGACAAACGAAGGAAACCACUUUCAGGAGGAAAAGAGAGUAGGCAAAAAUAAUUUAUUUUGCUCUUAUUUUUAACAAGUACUGGGAGAUUUGGGAGGUCUGAGCUCCCCAGGCUCCCUCGGCUUUCCUCAGCGCCAAGUGCUGCUCAGCCUGUCCACUUGCCAGGAUUCUGAGGACAGGUGUGCGAGGGAACUUCAGCACACACCUUGUCCUCGGGCUUCCCUUUCUGAAAUGCUGAGCCCCAGGCUGGACCGAGCCAAUUUAGAGGGCUUAUUGCCCACUGGGAGGCUGAGCCAGUGCAUGCCCUGCUGGUGGGCCCUGGAGGGCAGAGACAAUCACUGGCGGUCUGGCGCAGAUUCCCAGGCCAGGGCUGGGUCACAGGAAGGAAACAACAUUUUCUUGAGAGGGGAAAUGUCUCCCAGCUGGCUCUCCUGACUCUCAGGCUGAAGCUGGUGUGACCUGUGUCCCCUUACUGGCAGAGCCAUAGCCUGCCUUCUGGGCCAGGUGGACCCCUGUACAUACACAUCCUUUUUCUGCUAACUCCUCAAUCCCCUCUUCUCAUACUAUGAGACAAAAGAAAAAAAAAAAAAACCUGCAUAAGCUUAACUCGUGGAUGAGUUAGUUGUUUUAUUUUUAAACUCUUUUUGGGUCCAGUCAAUUGUACUUUGCUAUGGAAGCCCUUACUAUGGAGAGGAAUAAAACCUACAAACCAAGGCUGUAGCUUUGCAGUUAUUUUUGGAAAAGUUCUUAGAUACCACAGCCCUAGAAUGGGGAGCUGGGGGCCAAGGGGUGGGGCCUUGACUGCUCUUGGCUUCUGGGGGCUGGUCUGGCAGAUGGCAAAGCCAGGAGUUGGGGUGGGUCAGAGCCAAGACUGAGAGACCACGACCCUCCUGGGGUCUUGGGAGACCUGCAUUCUGCUCUGCUUUGCUGUGGCUAGCUGGAUCCUUCCCAAGGUACAGCUGUACAUAACCAUGUCUGAGCUUAGAUUCUGUAUGUAGCGGUGGCGGGAUGUGAUGGCCAGUGGGGGCCGGGCCCAGGAAGAGGAUUGUGCUGAUGUAGUCGACCAAGUGCAAUAUAGGCAGCUGAUCGCUGCAGGGGCACCACCACCAUAAGUAACUUAUUUUGUACUAGCAUCCACAUUAAGAAGAAUCGGCAGUAUUUUUUGUUUUUAUGUUUUAUUUGGCUUGUUUUAUUUUGGAUUAGUGAACUAAGUUAUUGUUAAUUAUGUACAACAUUUAUAUAUUGUCUGUAAAAAUUGUAUGCUAUCCUCCUAUUCCAUUAAAGUGAAUACUGUUAAGAAUAAUAAAA
Pteropus alecto (black flying fox) is the source of this 3312-nucleotide messenger RNA. It is a transcript of the gene GATA2, whose product is annotated as GATA binding protein 2. The record is from RefSeq and is a predicted model, not a curated record. Gene Ontology annotation, molecular function: RNA polymerase II cis-regulatory region sequence-specific DNA binding; DNA-binding transcription factor activity, RNA polymerase II-specific; zinc ion binding. Lineage: Eukaryota; Metazoa; Chordata; Mammalia; Chiroptera; Pteropodidae. The coding region runs from base 248 to 1690 and encodes 480 amino acids. The transcript has 6 exons. Gene Ontology annotation, cellular component: nucleus. Gene Ontology annotation, biological process: positive regulation of transcription by RNA polymerase II; negative regulation of transcription by RNA polymerase II; positive regulation of miRNA transcription.